UCUCGCACAUCAUCUUCUUCAUUCCCCUCUUCUUCCUCAUCCUCCACAGUCCCCUCAUCCUCCACAUCUUCCACAAUCCCCUCAUCUUAUUCAACCUCCUCAUCAACCUUUGCCUCCGCCUCCUCCACUUCGUACCCCUCAUCCUCCUUAUCCUCUCCGGAGCUACGUCUGGUGCUUCUCGGGCGGGCCGGAGCAGGGAAGAGUGCAGCUGGCAACAGCAUCCUCGGAGGAGAAGAGUUCAAGUCAGACCCGGACAGCCUCACGUCCAUCACUCAGCAAUGUGAGAAAAAGAAAGCGCUUGUGGAGGGAAGAAGGGUGGCAGUGGUGGAUACCCCAGACUGGUUCACUUCAGAGCGAACUCCUGAUGAGGUGCGAGCUCAGAUCUCCUCCUGUGUUGCUUUGUCCAGUCCCGGCCCCCACGCCUUCCUCCUGUGCGUCCCCUUGGACCAGCCCGCAAAGACCGAGCUCCAGGCCCUCAGGGCCCUCGAAGUUGUUUUUGGCCCGGAUGCGAUCCAGAAGCACACUCUCGUCCUUUUCACGUACGCUGAUCGACUGAGGGAGAGUGGGAAGGCAGGAAACGACAGCGUGGAGGCAUAUAUUGCCGGUCAGCGGGGGGAUUUGUUAAACCUUGUGGAGAAAUGUCGUGACAGGUUUCAUGUGCUAGAGAGCAAAGGAGGUCGGGGGGAGAGGAGGAACGUGGCGGAGCUGUUAGAUAAGGUGGAGCAGACGGUGAAGGAGGCCGGAGAAAAGUGUUACUCCUGUCCUGCUUUUCAGGAGGCUGAGAACCGAGUGAGACAGAGACAGGUAGAGAUAGCGAGAGAGAAAAAAAGCAAGAGUCUGGAGCAGGAAAAAUCAAGCGAGGUUGCACAGCUGAACUCUGAGAGGCGGGUACUCUAUCCCUACAUGCAGCCUGUGGCCGAGGCAGAAGAGGAAGUGAGAGAAGAUGAGAUUGAGAAAACAAGGCAUGAGGCAGAGAUGAGUGUAAGCACCAUGGACAUCGAGAGCCUUCCUCCUAUUACGCUUUCGAGCUUGUCCCCUUCACUCCUUCGUUCCAUUAUGGAGAAAAUGGAGUCUAGUGCAAAAAUGUUACCCAAGCUGUUGUCAAACGGCUCCACGUGGGCUGGUGAGGGGGCAAAGAAGGUGAAAAGUAGCCCAGUGUGGGGGACAGUUGGCAGCGGAGCACAAAAUGUCCAGAAGAUGGUGGUUGAUAGUUCAGUUUGGGGAAAGAUGGGAGCUGGUGCCAAACAAGCAUCCAAACUAGUAGGAGACAGAGUUCCCAAGGUGGUGGUGGAUGGUUCUUCUUGGGUGGGAUCUGGAGCAAAAGCAGCAACAGCAAGUCCCAUGUGGGGGAAAGUUGGUUCAGGGGCCAAACUAGUGGCGGACAGAUCCAUGCGUGUAGGGGCUGGGAUCGGAACUGGGGCCAAGAGUUUGGCACAGAGUCCUGUGUGGGGAAAAGUAGGAUCCGGGGCCAAGAGCGGAGCUAAACUUAUGGCUGACGGUUCUUUGCGAGUGGGAGCUGGAAUUGGUGCCGGUGCAAAGACGGUGGCGCAGAGUCCGGCUUGGGGGAAGAUGGGCUCGGGGGCCAAAGCAGGGGCCAAAAUGGUUGCUGAGAGCCCAAUGUGGAAGAAAAUCGGGACGACUGCUAAACAGGUGCCCAAGGUUGUUAUCGCAGGCGCACUGCUGGGUCUCCUGCUGGGCGUGUUUUUGGGGGGUGUCCUCGGCGGAGCUAUCGGUGCAGCUGCUGGAUCAGCGGUAACUGAAGUGGGCAGACGGAAGCUCAGCAACAAAACCAGGUUAGAAAAGACGAACGAAGCCGCAAAAUCUGUUGAGAGAAAAGUGAACGACAGCGUGAACUCACUGGCAAAACAAGGAGAGAAAGUUCUGAAAACUGAAUGAACGACUGAAGGAAGUGUGUUUAUAAAGGGCUUAAAAUAUAUUAAGACAUUGAUUUGUUUUUGAUUUAGUUCCAUCAGAAUUUAAUUCAAAAUAUUUUUUUUAUUUCUUCACAGACUUAAUAUAAAGGGUUUUUGAAAAUGCUAGAGACAAGAUAUUUUAUAAACAAUCGACUUGAUAGUUUUCAACUAUUUAUCUUGUUCAAGAAGUUGGGUGUUUGUGACUUUUUAAAAAUGUUGAAUAUUACCCACAGUAAUUGAUGUUGAUAUUUGUCAUCCAAGCAACUUGUAAAAAAUGUCUACAUUUGGACUCAGUAACUAAAGGUUGUUGGGGGACAUUAUAAAAGUAUGUAGGUACUUGUUUAAUAUACAGUCUGCAGUCAGCGUCUCU
Paralichthys olivaceus (Japanese flounder) is the source of this 2283-nucleotide messenger RNA. NCBI's taxonomy places the organism in Eukaryota, Metazoa, Chordata, Actinopteri, Pleuronectiformes, Paralichthyidae. The record is from RefSeq and is a predicted model, not a curated record.